This is a messenger RNA of Argentina anserina (silverweed cinquefoil), 1446 nucleotides long. Its product is annotated as methyl-CpG-binding domain-containing protein 7-like. Bases 62 to 1231 code for a protein of 389 amino acids. The record is from RefSeq and is a predicted model, not a curated record. Lineage: Eukaryota; Viridiplantae; Streptophyta; Magnoliopsida; Rosales; Rosaceae. Gene Ontology annotation, molecular function: DNA binding. The transcript has 8 exons.
ACAGAGUGGCGCUGCCUGGUGACCAAGUGGUAGAGUGACUGACACAACCCAAACCCAAAUCAUGAUGAACAGGAGGAGAACACGAUCAUCACCGCUGGACCCGGACCCGGUGAAGCAAGAAGACUCUCAAGUAGAAGAACAAGACCCGACAACAAACUGUCGUUUGGUGACGGCUGCUGCUGGGCGCUUCCAACUCCCCGAUGGUUGGUGCGUUGAGCUAGUCCAUCGUAGCCUUACCAGCGCUCAACCCCACCGAGUUGACAAGUAUUUCAUUGAGCCUCACACGGGACGGAGGUUUCGUUCAAUAUUAGCUGUUCAUAGAUACCUAAAAAGUGGACAAGUUGAUACACAAGCAACUGCUGAUAAUGAAGCAGUUGUUGAUAAACAAGCAACUAUGCAAAUUACACGACAUACCAGUAAGUGUAGUCCUGACUUUGUACUACCAGAUGGUUGGAAGAUCGAAGAAAAGCCACGAAUGAAUACUAGGAGUAGUCACAGUGACAGGUAUUAUAUUGAACCAGGAAGUGGAAAGCGGUUCCGGUCUUUAGUAGCUGUUGAGAGAUACCUUACAGAAGAAAAUGAUCAUACUCCACCUCAGGCAUUGAUACAUACCAAAAAGUUGAUGCUUUCAAGUGGAUCCAGCAGCCAGAACAAAAAGAUUCGGCCCCUUGUUUUAAAGAAUUCAUCACAUUCGAACGCAUGUGAUAGCACACUCAAUGGAUCAAGGCAGAACACUUAUUCUUCACUUUCAAGUGGAUCCGGUGGCCAGAAGAAAAUGAUUCGGCCCCUAAAAGUUGUUUCUAAGAAUUCGUCACAUUCAAAUGCAUGCGAUAGCGCACUCAAUGCAUCAAGGCGGAACACUUAUUCUUCACUUUCAAUUGGAUCCAGUGGCCAGAAGAAAAAGAUUCGGUCCCUAAAAGUUGUUUCUAAGAAUUUGUCACAUUCAAAUGCAUGCAAUAGCACACUCAAUGCAUUAAGGCGGAACACUUAUUCUUCAACUGCAGAGCAUGUUCCUCCCAAGAAACAAUUUCCCUCAGAAAACAGUAGACCUUCGCAGCUCAUUAUUAGCAGCCAACCACCGAAAGUUAAAUGGGUCCUUGUUGGUCGUGGGGGUGAUGAGUUUCAUCCCUUCAUGGAUGAUUCUAUGGUCGCCGAACCUGUCACACAUAGAUGGUCUGAGAUUUUCAAAUCAACUAUUUAUGGUGAAAUUGCGAAGGCACCAUUUUUCUGAAUUUUAUCCUUUCCGCCAGAGUGGAACUGCUGUAAAAAUAUAGUUUUGGCCCAACCCACCAAAAAGUUUUCCAGGUUCUUAAAAAUUGUAGAAUUUAGUAAUGCAAGACUAGGGACUUCAGAGCAACUGAUAUGAGGAGUUGCUGGUAUUCAUAUACAGACUUGUUGGAGCAUCAACGAGCAAUAUAUAAAUUGCUGUAUAGUUAUGGUGAUAAA